ACAGCGACCGGAGCGCGUCACAUGGACGUGAUAUCUUGACUCCUCCGCUGGACCCGGACAAAAUACACGCAGUCGUCUGCGGUAGACGGAGCCGAACCGCGGCUGCACCUGCCGCAGAUAUCUGUAUAUCGGAUGAAGGAAAAUGUCCCGGAGCAGAGGAAGAGGCUGUCAGAGUUUCGAACAGCUGAUGCUGGAGCAGAUCUGCUGCAGGCUUCACUUGAGGUCAAUAUAUAUUGCAGAUGCUCGAAUUAGCAAACCAAAAUGACCCACAACUGGACUGCACACCAGCUGGACACGGGAGCGAGUGAGAGAAGACGAGAGGAGUAAGAAGAUCUGUUACUGUUGGGAAAAUAGAUGGAGGAGGAGGUAGAUUAUUGGGAUUGUUCUUCAGUCAACACAUCCAUGAAGGUCCACUGAUGGUCAGAUGUCUCUCUCAGUGUUCCCAGCUCAUCUGAUGGGAAUGAUAGAUGCCUGUACAGGAACAUCCCAUCACUACUGCCAAUUUCCUUGAAACACCAACCAAACAGAAAGACCAACAUCAGCAGUGGAAGCCAAGGCCGUGUGUGUGUGUCACAUCCUGGUAGAGAAUGAAACAGAAAGCCAGUGUGUCAGUCAGCACCCUGCGCUGUCUCACCCCCUCAAGGAAGUCUUUUUCCCAGAGAGAGGUCAGUUUGUGUGUGUGUGUGUGUGUGUGUGUGUGUGUGUGUGUGUGUGUGUGUGUGUGUGUGUGUGUGUGUGUGUGUGUGUGUGUGUGUGUGUGUGUGUAUUAAAGCAAAGGCGUUUGUGAGGCCCUUUUGCCGGCCCCCACAAGUUUAAGCCUCAAUUUGAGGAUGAAAACUUCAAAACAACAAGGUCAAUAUGAUUAGGUUAACGAAAGAGUCAGUGAGAACUUUGAGAACGUUUGUUAAAAGGUACAUACUGUACAUAAUAGAAAUGAAUAACUAUAAAAAGAUGGAUAAAUAAAAUGAUGAAUUAAUCAAAUAUGCAAUCAAAAUAUUGAACAAGAACACAAGAAAAAAAUAGAUCAUUUAGAGUAGAUUAGCUGCAAAAAAAUUAAAGGCAAACACUGGACAUUAAAGAUUACAUAAAGUAACAGCAUACACAGCUGCAUAUUGCAUAAUUCAACAAAUUAAUGAACCGAAAUGAGUUCGAUUACAGGGUAGAUGCCCUUUAUUAGUCCUGCAGUGGGGCAAAGGUAAAAACAUUAAAGGCAGAAAUGACACAUUUUAAACAUCAAAGAUGCACACAAAGCAACAGUAUACUGUAUAAUAUACAGUGUACUGCAUAAUACACAAAGCUGAGCUACGAAAUAAACAUAAACUAAUGCCGUAAAAAAUAAACAUUGAACCACAAGUUUAACAACGAGUGCUACCUGACGGAAGAACAACAAAAUUGCUCCUUCGUGCAGCAAGGGUGGAUCAGCCUGCGACUGCUGGUGCUGCUCAGUGUCAGCGUGUCCUGGAUGGAGUGGGUCAAGUUCACUUUCGAUACAAGACUCCAUAGGAAGACUUUUUUUCAAUCUUGUGAAUUUAUUAUGUAUUUUAUGACCAAAAACUCUCUGAUUAUACGCAUUAAGAAUGAAUACAUAAAUAAAUCUGCUCAUGAAAAGACAUUUCUGAAAAAGCGACCCCUUCCUCCAGAAGCUGGUUUCCUGUGGUGGUUUAGAUUUGUUUCCUUGUUGUCUAGCACCAUAUGAAAUCAGUGUUCUUGGGGACGGACUGUCUUCGUACUCAUCAAGACGACUGAAAUCAUAUCUUUCCUUCUCCUCAUUUUCCUCCACUACAAGAUAACUGAUUUCCUCUGGUGCGUAGAGUCCACUGCUGCCUUCUAGCACCAUUUGAAAUCGGUUAUAGAACCGUGGAACAAUGCGUCCUGGAGAACAUUUCUUUUUUGUGUUGAAAGUACAAGUGAAUUUUUGUUUUGUAUCAAUGGAAACAUGUUGACAAUUAGGAAAUACAUAUCUUAGCAUCAAGGUUUUAUGUGUUUGAGCCUUAAGAAAAGAUGGAAGGAGACACUUGCUUAUGUGUAAUAAUGAAAAUGCUUCACGCAUAUAUGUCUUUUACUCCACAUGACAUGACUACUAAAUAAAUUCUUAAGAAACAAAUGAGUCCUGCGCAUUCAUGUGUGCUACUGAAGCAGGAUGCAACUGCAGCUAACAUCGCUACUUCAACUGCCUGCUGCGCUGAGUAGUGUUGGAGUCCAGUCCACCUAACUCCAGAUUGAUCCGGGACCGAACAUGCAGAGACCAAGGUCAAGACCAAGAUUUUGAGGGCCUGAGACUAAUGAUGGGUGUUGAGCCCAAGACCAAGACUGAGACCAAGCUGAACGCCAAAUACUGAAACACACAGUUUUUUUUCAAAAUAAAUCAAGAAGUGAGAUACUAUUAUGGUCUCCGUCUUGGUCUCGUGGACAUACUAUGUUGUUUUUUUUAAUUGUUUUCUGAUUUCUUUCAGAACUGGUGUCUCCCUCUGACUGUGCUUGACCUGCUGAGUUUACUUUAGAAAUUCCCUUUGCUCAUUUCGAAAUCACCGUCUGUUUGCGUUUCAUUACGACAUCUCAUAUGUUUGUGCAAUUGUUUUGUCAAUAAGCCUUUUGGCAUUAUUUCAUCUGUGUUGAAUGCAUUAUGUCUCCUCCACUGACUGUGAAGUUACACAGACCUUUAAAGUGAAUGAAAAUGUGUUCUGAUAUGUGCACAGAUUUUAAAAAAAUUGAUUCAAAAUUGAUUUUAAGAUGCAUUAAAACAUUAAAAGGUGCAACAUGUUUUGAUAUUUAUUGGUGUCAAUUAUUCCAGUUUAAAUAAGGGAAUGUAGUUUACAAACUGCUAGUGUCCGUUAUUUUAUGUGGCAUUAAUAAACUGUUCGUUGAAAGUGUUUUGAUUUCACAAAAAUGUCAUCUUAUUCAUCACAAAGAAAUCGAUUUUGAUCUAUGAUAGCGAUGUAAAUUGCGUGUUUGCGUUCGCUAACCUGACGAAGACGUCAUACUGGCACCGCCUUCUUGCAUGACUCCUGUGUGACGUCAGAUCCGUCUGUCCUCUGGUUGGUCAGUUGUUCACCUCCGCCAUUUUCAAAAAGCAGUCAUGGUCCCUUAGCUAUUGUAUGCUAACAUUUGAUUUAUUUACAACGUCUCUUUGCCCGUCUAAAAGCAAGUGGCCACUAAAAUAAUCCCUUGUUCCGAUGGGAGGCUGUGGUGACGAUUCCCCAAAGACGUUGACCGACAGAAGACGACCGAGCCUCGGGGACGUGAAGAGGAAAGUUUCCUCUGAAGAAUACCCUCAUGUGGAAAACAGCACUUUCAGACGGUCACUGCGGAGAGGAAGCUCCUUCUCCUUCCUCACCCCAGCAGCACAAUGGGACUUCAGUCUGAAACGAAAGCGCAGAGAGAAGGAUGAAAGUGAUGCCGUGAGCCUUUGCAGCUUUGACUUUAAGGAACCCAGCAACAAGCGUGUCCGUCCUCUCGGCAGGGUGACGUCGCUAGCUAACCUCAUUUCUCCCGUGAGGAAUGGGGCCGUCCGGCGCUUCGGCCAAACCAUCCAGGCCUCCUUCCGGAGCGAUGGCAAGUCGCCGGGCGUGCCCCAGAAGCCUUGCAACAAGGCCACGGCCCCAACACCGCCGAAAAGGAGGAACAGCACCUUGUGGUCAGAAACGAUAGACGUUCACCAGAAGGGAACCUUUUCCACCAAAGAGAUCAAACGGCAAGAGGCCAUAUUCGAGCUGUCUCGUGGGGAACAGGACCUGAUUGAAGACCUCCAGCUUGCACGCAAGGCGUACCAUGACCCGAUGCUGAAGCUCUCCAUCAUGUCUGAGGAGGAGCUCUCUCACAUCUUUGGGAACCUGGACGCCUACAUCCCGCUGCACGAAGACUUGCUGGCACAGCUCUCCAAAGCCACAGGACCAGACGGGACUGUGGGUCAGAUCGGUCAGAUCGUUGUUAGCUGGCUUCCCCGCCUGAACGCUUACAAUGAGUACUGUAGCAACCAGCUCGCUGCGAAAGCUCUGCUGGACCAGAAGAAACAAGACAGGCGCGUGCAGGACUUCCUGCAGCGAUGUUUGGAGUCUCCAUUCAGCAGGAAGCUGGAUCUUUGGAGCUUCUUGGACAUCCCUCGCUCCCGUCUGGUCAAAUACCCGCUGUUGCUCAAAGAGAUUCUGAGACACACUCCAGCCGAGCACCCAGACACCGCCAACCUGGAGAAAGCGAUCACCAUCAUCCAGGGAGUCCUUGCAGAUAUCGAUGUGAAGAAGGGCGAGUCCGAAUGUCAGUACUACAUCCACAAGCUGGAGUAUCUGGACGACAGGCAGAAGGACCCUCGUAUCGAACAGUGCAAGAGCCUGCUGUGUCAUGGCGAGCUUCGCAGCAAGAGCGGGACGAAGCUGCACGUGUUCCUGUUCACCGAAAUCCUGGUUCUGACCCGCUCAGUCACGCGCAACGAACGCCAGUGCUACCAGGUGUAUCGUCAGCCAAUUCCUGUGCAGGACCUGGUGUUGGAGGACCUGCAGGACGGCGACGUCAGGAUGGGCGGAUCCUUCAGGGGAGCAUUCAGCAACGCAGACAAAGCCAAGAACAUUUUCCGCGUACGUUCCCAAGACCCGAGCCAAGCGCAGUCACACACGCUGCAGGUCAACGACAUCUUCCACAAGCAGCAGUGGCUCAAUUGUCUGCGCAGCGCCAUCUCUGUCCACCGGCCCCACGGGGAGACCGUCACGCCACUCCAACCCACGUUCGACGUGCGCUCCAAGCGCCGCCCUUCGUCCAUCUCGGCCAUUGUUCACAUGGAGGAGUCAGACGAGAACUGCCCGCAGCCGACUUCCCAGUCCGCCCCCAACUCACCGUGCAACUCCACACCCAGUCCCUCAUCGUCGCCGUCCUGUUCCUCGGUGUCAUCCGCGGCCUCGCUGCCUUCGCCUGCACCACUCCGAAGUAAAAAAGGCGAUAAGAAGUCUUUGGGGAAGAGAAAAGAGACCAUGGUGUGACAGCGCGACGUACAGAGAACGGACUCUUGAGCGGACGUUUUGUGCAUAAAAACCAUCGCAGGAUGGAGUCUAUUUAUGUGUGUGUGUUUCAUUACAACAGUGUUCUGUGUUACUGUCCUUCUUGGCAGCUGUUUACCUCACCUCUCCUCGUAAAGUGCGUCAGACAGGCACAGUGUUUUGGAGAGGCGUGCACUGCUUCACCCGCUCUAAAGACGUGUAGCAGAGAGCAAAAAAGCUCGAGGCGUCGCAUCCAAAUCCUGUUUACUAUUGAUUUAAUAUUUAAGCCUUUUAUUUGUAGACACUUGAGGGGAGUAAUGAAAGUUUUACAUUUUUAUAAUCUUGUCGUAGGCGUUUUAGUUUCAUAAAGCAGCACUGUUUUAGCUUUUAGGUGGAAUUAUUUAAUAUCUGUAGACAGGAAUUCCCCUCAAAGAUCUACACAGUUACUUUCUUUUUUUUUUUAAAGUAAUCAGAUCAGCUGUCUUAUUUUUGUACAUUCCUUGAACAACAAAUGACUCAGAUACUAUUUUAUUUUUUGAAGAGGCAUUAACUUAAAUCAGUAAGAUUUCUCAGAGAAAAAGACUGUCACUUUGGAGCGAGUGAUCAAAAGAGAGGAAAACAAAUCAGAAGUAAUGUGGAAUUCUGUUUUGAAUCCAAAUUUUCACCUGAGCCAUGUUGGUUUCUGACAAGUCUUCAGAACGAAACGUCAGUUUUCAGUGUAGCAUCUUGCAUGGAGCUUCAGUUGUGUAGAGGCAGCGGUCCGCCGGGUUUAUUUAAGAAGAGAAAACAAAAAAGUUGUUUUGGAUUUUGAAGAGGAACGAUGGAUGAAAAAGGGUUUUGGAAACGUUGGUUUUGGCUGAGAGAUGCCAGGUAUUAAAAGAUGGAUGAUGGUUAACAUCAUGAGACUGUGAAACGAUGGAUGUUGUAUGUAGGGGAUGGAGAGAAGAAGAAAAAAGGUUUCUGUAUGUGGUAAUGAAAUAAAAGUGGGUGGAAAGGAAGAGAAAUGUAAAAGAGAAGAGCUGCUGCUGCCACAAACUGUAUGAUAUCAAAAGAACAUUAAAGAUCUAUGUAAGA
Molecule: messenger RNA, 6038 nt
Organism: Synchiropus splendidus (mandarinfish)
Lineage: Eukaryota; Metazoa; Chordata; Actinopteri; Syngnathiformes; Callionymidae
Gene: net1
Product: neuroepithelial cell transforming 1
Exons: 15
Coding region: 3174-4967 (597 amino acids)
Biological process (GO): intracellular signal transduction; positive regulation of Rho protein signal transduction
Molecular function (GO): guanyl-nucleotide exchange factor activity
Source: RefSeq, a predicted model, not a curated record